GUGAUUUGUUUGCUUUUCGGCGAGUGAUGGAGAAAUGUAAAGCGGCAGGACUGCUGUCCUUGCCGUACCCCCUGCGCACCGUGCCCCUGGGCAUGCCAGGGACCCUGCCCGGACUCCCUCGGAGGGACCCCUUCAGAUUGUCCUUACGCCUGGAUGCCGCGUGCUGGGAGCGGGCGCACGGGGGCUGCGCGCGGAGACGCCAGUGCCUGCCCCUGCCGCUGGCCGGCGCCUUCGAGCCCGCCUUCCUCCGCAAGCGCAACGAGCGCGAGCGGCAGCGGGUGCGCUGCGUGAACGAGGGCUACGCGCGCCUCCGAGACCACCUGCCCCGGGAGCUGGCCGACAGGCACCUCAGCAAAGUGGAGACGCUCCGCGCCGCCAUCGGCUACAUCAAGCACCUCCAGGAGCUGCUGGAGCGCCACGCCCGGGGCCCCGAGGGUCCGGCGGGCGCCGGGGCGGAAUGCAACAGCGACGGCGAGUCCAAGGCGUCCUCCGCGCCGUCGCCCGGCAGCGAGCCCGAGGAGCGGUCCAGCUAG
Molecule: messenger RNA, 533 nt
Organism: Lemur catta (Ring-tailed lemur)
Lineage: Eukaryota; Metazoa; Chordata; Mammalia; Primates; Lemuridae
Gene: ASCL4
Product: achaete-scute family bHLH transcription factor 4
Exons: 1
Coding region: 27-533 (168 amino acids)
Biological process (GO): developmental process; regulation of transcription by RNA polymerase II
Molecular function (GO): protein dimerization activity; RNA polymerase II transcription regulatory region sequence-specific DNA binding; DNA-binding transcription factor activity, RNA polymerase II-specific
Source: RefSeq, a predicted model, not a curated record